This is a messenger RNA of Xyrauchen texanus (razorback sucker), 2947 nucleotides long. Its product is annotated as protein FAM161A-like. Gene Ontology annotation, cellular component: cilium. The record is from RefSeq and is a predicted model, not a curated record. The transcript has 7 exons. The coding region runs from base 7 to 2481 and encodes 824 amino acids. Gene Ontology annotation, biological process: cilium organization. Lineage: Eukaryota; Metazoa; Chordata; Actinopteri; Cypriniformes; Catostomidae.
ACAGAUAUGGAUAAGUGUCACCGGAAUAAUGUUCUGGUGACGUCCUGCCUGAAGACGCCGGUGGACCCGCAAACUAAAACACCGUUAGCGCAGUAUGAGAGAGAGAGAUCACUGCCGCGUGCGCUCGCCGAACUCGUGCACGACACAGACUACGAGAAAGAGAUGGAAUAUGACUCAGGAUCUGAUUCGGGGGCUGAUGACUCUCCAGCUAAAGAUGGCAAUCCUCUGCUGAUCAAAGACUACCGCAUGAUGGGCGAUCAUAUCGAUCUCAGGGAGUUCUACUUCUCAAAUCAAGAGUACUACCAUAAACUAGAACAGCUGAAGAGAGCUCAUCUUCAGACGAUGGCCGAACUCGAACGUAUGUAUCGCAAGAAACUUGAGCUCAAUGGAGUGACAGCUGCAGAGAACACUGAUCAAAUCAAUCGUUCACAGCAGGAAAGGUCAAGUCCGAUGUUAACUGGCGGUCUGAAAAAAGCCCAGUCCUCCCUGGAGCUGCGGCAUGCUUCAGAUCUCUCUGACGUGUCUGAUGAGGACCCCAUUGUUGACAAGGAACAAGGAGACCGCAGCAACUACAACAGCGAGAUAGGUCUUCUCCUCUCACCCAAAGAACACAUUAAGAACAUGUGGCAGGACUUCAAUGUAAAGAAGCUUUCUCCACCUCAACGGCACCUGUGUUCAUCCUCACUGCAGAGCCUGACAGAAGACUGCCAGAAAACCGCUGCAAAACCAAAGGGUAGGGUCAAGCGUCAACGACUGAAACAACGUAAGAAACCUGGAGUUGAGGGUUGGCAUCUGAGAAUGACAGUCCCUGAACCUUUCCAGAUGACUCUUCGAGAGGCAGAACGACGAAAGAAGGGUAUAAAAUCACGUUCGCAGAUCGAACAAGAGAAUGCAGAUCUCAGACGGCAACUGGAGGAGCUUACAGAGUGCCAGAGGAAGUUCCGCGCCAGCCCGGUGCCCGCACACAUACGCCUCCCGCUGUAUGAAGAACUACAAGAGCGCGAGGAGGAACGCCGCCGACUUCAUCGAGAGAUGGAACAACAGCAUCUGCACUCCUCACAAAGACCUUUCAGCUUCCUAGAACGUGAGCGGUUGAAGAAAGAGCAGAAAGAGGCCAAGCUCCGUGAAGAGAUGCUCAAACUCACUAAAGAGGAAGAGGAGAGGAGGAAAUGCCCAUUCAGGUCUAAACCUGUCCCACGGGCAGUGAAGGAGGCAGCGUUGGGUGAACAACAGAAAGAGGAGGAGCUCUAUCGGGCAAUAAAGAUGCAAAUGCGGGCAAAAGAGUUGCUGCACAGUGCCUCCAUGCCUCCGAGCAUGCUAGCACGCCGCCUCAGUGAAAGAAAAGCGCAGAAAGCCACCGAGGAUGACAAGCAGGCCCGCGGCAGCCACCGACCCAAGAUCAAUACGGAAAUUCCAGACUUUGAUGCAAGCUACAGGAGGUUUCAGAAGCAGCUUGCGAAUCGGAGAGAUGUGCGGCCUGUGACAGCAUGCGAACCCUUCCAAUUGUGCACAGCAAACAUUACCUCACACAAGGAACGCAUCAUUGCAGAUAUUGAAGAGGAAACUAAAAGCCCAAGACCAUUGCGUUGGCCAUUUGUAAUCCCACCUGUCCUCUCACCCAAGACACCCUCCUCAUCUCUUUGCUCCUCAUUGUCUGGUAGUCAGGAAUACUUGUCCUCUAAGAUCACGGAUGCGGCCAAGAAACGGCAAGAGGCUGUGAGAAAAGUUCUAGAGCAGAGAAAGAAGGCAGAGGAAGAGGAGGAGAGAUGGAAGGAGAAGCAAAAACAGAGAGAGAAGAAACUGCAGAAAGUGAUCUCGAAGAGAGCCCAGGCAAAUGACCCUCAUGUGGCCCUGGCUCAGACAUGCCAGUCGAAACUCAAAGAGUUCAGAAAGCAAGAUCUCCAGAGAUGUCGCGAGUAUCAGGAGGAGAUAAGAGGAAUCCAUGAGAGAGUGAAGGGAAGACCUUUACUACUGGAGCAGGUAGCACAGAUGAAUGCUAAGAGAGCAGCAGAAAAGCUCUACUGUGCCACUUUGCAUGGAUGUGGUUUGAGUGAAUCCUUCAUCCGAAGCAAAGCUCCUAAAGACUUGAAAAACAGAAAGGAUACUCCAAGCCCCUCCCACUCAGACAGCCAAACUCCACCCACAUACAGUAAAAACAGAAGUGAGGAUACUGUGGAGCAUGCAAACCUGCAGAAUCCAUUCCACUAUGAUUUUCCAGAUGAUUAUGAAGAGUAUGAUCAUGAACAGGAGGGAGAACACAUGGACAGAGAUGAUGAUGAGAAACUAAAUGAAUACCAUAACAGUGAUGAGGAAAGAGGGGAUGAUGAACACUCAUAUGAUGAGCUAGAUUUUGAUGAAGCUGAGCAGGAUGACAGUGUUAAAGGUGAUGACAUCAUCAGUAAGAGCAGCAAAGUUAGUGAGAGUAACAGCAGUGACAGUAGCAACAGAAGCAGUUCAGGAAGUAUUGGAUCAGAAAAGUGAUGAUGAGUGAUGAAAGAGGAGGUGAGAGUGGACUGAAUGAAUGAAUGUUGUGAGUCUCACUGGUGCCCCUUGUGGUGAGGACUGAUAGUCAUGUAGCUUUCUUCCACGUACUUUAUUGCAUUUUAUUUAUUUAUUUAUUUAUUUAUUUAUUAUCCUCAUUUCUCCCCAAUUUGGAAUUCCCAAAUCCCACUACUCAGCAGGACCUCGUGGUGGCGCGGUUACUCACCUCAGUCUGGGUGGGGGAGGACAAGUCCCAGUUUCCUCCACUUCUGAGACCGUCAAUCCGUGCAUCUUAUCACGCGACUCAUUGUGCAUGACACCGCAGAGACUCACAGCAUGUGGAGGCUCAUGCUACUCUCUGCGAUCCAUGCAAAACCUACCACGGGCCCCACUAUUCGCUACCACGAGGAGGUUACCACAUGUGACUCUACCCUCCCUAGCAACCGGGCCUAGGGUUGCCUAGGAC